This is a messenger RNA of Haemonchus placei, 2817 nucleotides long. Lineage: Eukaryota; Metazoa; Nematoda; Chromadorea; Rhabditida; Trichostrongylidae. The record is from the annotation of a GenBank genome assembly.
UCAACUGAUUCGAAGAAUGAAGUAGUUGCGGAAAAUGUUAGACUGCUGAAAUUCGGUAAUUACACGAUCAUACGCACUUCUCCUUCUGCUGUCAACAAAUCCCCUGUCGGAGGUGUCGUGUUUCGACGUUACUUCAAUGAUCCUAUUUCUGCGAAGACGAAAAGGGCUGCGACAGCACGAAAGGAACGGAUUUGGCCGAAUGGUGUUAUUCCGUAUGUAAUAGCUUCGAAUUUUUCUGGUGAGCAUAAGAACUUGUUCCAGAGGGCAAUGCGACAUUGGGAGAAUCAUACUUGCGUUUCGUUUGUACCUAGACAGGAACAUCAUAAGCACUACAUAAUGUUCACCAUCGACAAGUGUGGCUGUUGCUCCUACGUUGGGCGUCGUGGUGACGGCCCUCAAGCGAUAUCCAUAGGAAAAAAUUGCGACAAAUUUGGUAUCGUUGUUCAUGAGCUUGGCCAUGUUGUUGGAUUUUGGCAUGAGCAUACUAGACCAGAUCGUGAUGAUUAUGUCGAUAUCUUCUACAAGAGUAUCCAACCAGGGCAGGAUUACAACUUCGAAAAAUCAAAACCGGAAGAGGUGGAUUCGCUGGGAGAACCGUAUGACUUCGAUUCUAUAAUGCAUUAUGCUCGUGAUACAUUCUCACGUGGUACCUUCCAUGACACAAUAUUGCCCAAACCAAGCUCAGGUUUUCGAUCUGAAAUUGGGCAACGUAUUCAGUUGAGCGAAGGCGAUAUCCGUCAAGCGAAAAAGCUCUACAAAUGCCCAGCAUGUGGAAGCACACUUCUAUCAGAAACAGCUGAGCUGAUUCCCUCUACCGCUGGAAAGUGUGUGUGGCGUAUUGUAGCGGCAGAAGGACAAACGAUUUUCCUCAACUUGACAGGUCUGUUUCCUUCGAAAAAUCCUAAAGUUUUUUUUUAUAACAUUUUGUAUCACCAGAUCUUUCUUGCUUCCUCCUUCGACUACCUCACCAGUUUUAGGCAUGUUUAUUCCUUUUUAAAAAUUGCAUCAAAAUAUUUAGAUAAGAUUUGUGGCGACGAGACUGGCUAUAGGACCGUUGUAUCUACCGGUAGUAGGCUUUAUGUUGAACUUCAUACUACACUAUUACCAGUUUUCCCUAUUGGAAAGUAUAAUUCUGUCUGUGGUGGACCUAUUUUCGCUGACAGUGGGGUGAUUCAGAGCCCAAGGUAUCCCGAAUCGUAUCCACCCAACGCUGAUUGUUUUUGGACGGUGCACGUUUCUGAGGGCUACCAGGUCGCUGUAGACAUUACAUAUUUUCAUCUUGAGCAGCACAAAGACUGCAUUUAUGAUCGAGUCGUUUUCUGGGAAAGCUCGGAGAGUGGAGCCCCACUCGCUACACUGUGUGGUGUGGUUACUGAUAGACAAAUUGUUACGAGGAGGAGCAACCAGAUGGUAAUCAGGUUGAUUUCGGAUAACUCUGUUCAAAAAUCGGGUUUUGAAUUGUCGUUCGUCCGUGAAUUGGACGAAUGUGCCAUGGGAACGAAACUCUGUGAACAGCGUUGCGUCAACACCGUUGGUAGUUAUAGAUGCGACUGCCACGUCGGUUAUAGUCUUCGUCCAGACGGGAAAACAUGCGAAAGUACAUGUGGAGGAUUCCUUAGAGCGUCUCAUGGCUCCUUUGCAUCUCCCAAUUUCCCACGACAUUACCCUUCUUCAAAGAACUGUGUAUGGGAGAUCGAAGCAGAUGCUGGAUAUCAGAUAUUCCUGAAUUUUACCACCUUCAACAUUGAGGGAAUGAAAACGGAAUGUGCUUACGAUUAUGUGAAAAUCGGUGAAAGCGAGAAACUUUGCGGAGAAUACACUGAACCACUGUUAUUCACAUCGCCUUCAAAUCGUGUAAGGGUGGAGUUUGUGUCUGAUUCUUCAGUUGAGCGGGCUGGUUUCUCCGCUCAUUUCAUAGCGGAUUUGGAUGAGUGCCAAGAAGACAAUGCUGGUUGUGAACAUAUCUGUCAGAAUAGGCUGGGGUCGUAUCUGUGCCUUUGCCAUGCUGGAUAUGUUCUUGCUGAGGAUGGUCAUAAUUGUAAAGAAGGAGGAUGUUUCUUCGAAUUGAAUUCACCGAGCGGUGUUAUCACUACACCAAACUACCCCGGUGACUAUCCGAAAAGUCAGAAUUGCACAUGGCACUUUGUUACCACUCCCGGACACCGACUCAUGCUUACGUUUUUGUCAUUUCAAGUGGAGGAGCAUUCUCAGUGCAAAUACGAUUCGGCAUCGAUUUAUGAUGGUGGUGAUACCAAUGCUGUACUUGUCGGUAUUUUCUGCGGAGUGGUUCCACCUCCAUUGUACAUGUCGUCCACGAAUCAACUAUUCCUCACUUUCGUUUCGGAUGCAUCAGUAUCACGUCCUGGAUUUGAGGCCAACUACGCUUCAGUUUGUGGUGGCCGGUUGACAGCCGAAUCUUCUCCAGGUCAUAUUUACUCGCACGCCACAUUUAGUGACAGCAAAUAUGGAAAAAGUCAGGAUUGUUGGUGGAGAGUAUCAGCAAAAUCACGACAUCGAGGUGUGCGACUUGAAUUCAGUACAUUUACUUUGGAAGCUGAGGAAACUUGUCAGUAUGAUUAUGUAGAGAUAUAUGAUGGUCUUGAACCAGCUCAACAUCGAUUAUUCGGAAGAUUUUGUGGGGAUCAAAUACCGGAUACUAUAACAAGUACAGGUCCUGAUAUACUGCUGAUUCUACAUACGGACGAUUCCGAAGAGGAGAAAGGUUUCGUUGCCGUAUAUCGCGAAGCACCACGUGGCCGUAUGCAACCGAAAGCUCAAAUGCCACGGCCUUCCCCGAAUAAGGAACCUAUUAGCUAA